This is a messenger RNA of Megalobrama amblycephala (Wuchang bream), 4004 nucleotides long. It is a transcript of the gene rbm15b, whose product is annotated as RNA binding motif protein 15B. Bases 272 to 2719 code for a protein of 815 amino acids. The transcript has a single exon. NCBI's taxonomy places the organism in Eukaryota, Metazoa, Chordata, Actinopteri, Cypriniformes, Xenocyprididae. Gene Ontology annotation, cellular component: nucleus. Gene Ontology annotation, biological process: regulation of alternative mRNA splicing, via spliceosome. Gene Ontology annotation, molecular function: mRNA binding. The record is from RefSeq and is a predicted model, not a curated record.
GUCACGCGAAUGCGUUCUGACGUCAGCAGAGUCUCCUCCCACUCGCGGAGCGCGCACAUUCCUUUUGUCCAAGAUGGCGGAGUAGAUGCAGCCGAGGCGACGCUAAUGUUUGUAGUUUUAUUUUUAUCGGUGAAAUUCAACAUCCAGACGAAUAUUUUUCCGUGCAAACGUUAGUUAAAGUCCUCCUCACGGAUGUGCAAAAUCUCCUGGAGCCGUGAGAUUUCACCUCGGAGCUGAUUUUAUAUUUUUGCUGGGGGAGCAUCACUGUAAAAUGAAGCGGCAGGCCGAGCGCGACGCGAGUCCGUCCAGAGCGCUCACCAAACGCGUCCGCGAGCGAGACCGAGAGCGCGAACCGAACCCGCCGCUCGCGCUUCUGCUUGCAGAGAGCCGAAACUAUCAUAAACGAAGCCGCAGCCGAGAGCGGGAAAAACCGCGGGUCCGUGAGGAGAGAGAGAGUCUGCAUCACCGCCCGCAUCAUGAACUGGGUCUGCUGGGUCGAGCCCCCCUCCGAACCACCUCAGUCCUGCCUAAAGGUAAGACACCAUCCACAGAAACAGUGGGAACGCGACUAGAAUACAAGACACUACUUAUCAGCAACCUUGGAUCUCAGCUUUCUGAUGAACAUGUGGAGGACGGACUGUUUCAUGAGUUUAAAAAGUUUGGAGAUGUGAGCGUCAAGCUUUCUCAUACGCCUGAACUGGGUCGCAUCGCCUAUGUCAACUUCAGACACACGGAAACUGCACGGGAAGCACGUCAUGCCAAAACCAGGUUGGUGCUAUAUGAUCGUCCACUCAAAGUUGAACCCAUGUAUAUGCGGCGCCGCAGUGUCACUCCUCCAGAUGUUAGCUAUGUAUCUCUGCACAGUGCUGCCUACACCUACAGACAGCGGUCCCUGUCACCAGGUGCCGGGGGUAGCGCCCUUCGAGAAAUGAGACCUAGGCACUACGUUGAUGGCAUGGGACUCAGCAGGGACCGUGUUUUGGACUAUUACAGCGCUUUGGAGGAGAGGAGCCGCGCAUAUGCAUAUCAGCUUCCCGAGGAGGACUUAAAACCAGAGGAUGAUCAGAGAGCCACAAGGAACUUGUUCAUCGGCAACUUGGAUCAUAAUAUUUCUGAGGUGGAACUACGACAAGGAUUUGACAAGUAUGGAAUUAUUGAAGAAGUCGUUAUCAAGCGCCCCGCUCGUGGACAAGGGGGCGCGUAUGCUUUUCUUAAAUUUCAGAACUUGGAUAUGGCUCACCGGGCUAAAGUGGCCAUGCAGGGACGCAUGAUUAACGGCAACCCGAUUAAGAUUGGAUACGGGAAAGCCAAUCCGACGACUCGGCUCUGGGUGGGCGGACUUGGCCCGAAUACAUCGCUGGCUGCUUUAGCCCGUGAGUUUGAUCGCUUUGGGAGUAUUCGCACCAUUGACUAUGUGAAAGGAGAUAAUUUUGCUUACAUUCAUUAUGAAAGCCUGGAUGCAGCCCAGGCCGCUUGCGCGCAAAUGCGUGGCUUUCCUCUGGGCGGUCCGAACCGUAGGCUACGUGUGGAUUUUGCUAAGGCAGAGGAGACGAGGGCAUACCCUCAACAGUACCAGCCGCCUUUGCUCCCGCCUCCACAUUAUGAUAUUCUCGCUGAUGGUUACGGACGCCACCGCAGCCUAGAGAGAGAGCUAAGAGCGAGAGCCCGCUCGCCAUCGCACCCUCUGUUCGCCGAGCGAGAAAGAGAGCGCCUUUCGGACCGGGACUGGAGUCCGCCGAAAGGACUAGAGCGGCGGGCAAACCCGGAAGCGUUUGGGCGGGUCAGGCAGCGCAGCCGCAGUCGUAGCCGCAGCAGGGAGCGCUGGGUGAAGGAGCGAGACCUAGAACGUGGGCUGGGGAAAAACUGGGAGGAGCGGCGCAAGCGAAGGAGCCUCAGCCCCAAUGACCGUCCCACCGAGGAGCGUGGAAGGUCAAAGCUCAGAGGAGGGGCGCCAUCCACUCCUGAAGACAGCCCGGACCGGGGCCGCGGCCGUCUUCCGGACUCCACCUCAGAACCCCUCGAUCACACGCCUGACAUCAGCAGACAUUCCAGCGACGAACGUCCUGCACAGGACGAAUCUUUGCAUCCGAGGAAGGAUGAGCGUGAUCGCAACCACCGCAAAAGUGAGAGCGACCCCGACUCGCAGACGGACAAGUCCAAAACGGACUCCAAAAAGCCCAGCACGCUCUCCGAAUAUGCCCAGACGUUGAGUCGCGUGUGGCACGGUUCUCUCGUUCUUAAGAACAGCUGCUUCCCCACAAACAUGCACAUGCUCGAGGGAGGCGCGAGCUUUCUCCAAUCCCUCAUGAGAGACAACCAAGCAGGUGGCUCCAAGAUCACACAGCUUAAAAUUGCUCAGCGGCUGAGGUUGGAUCAGCCCAAACUGGAUGAGGUGACGCGUCGCAUUAAACUAGGCAGCCCGGACAGCUACGCUGUGCUCCUCGCCGUCCAGGGGCCCAUGGACCGCGACGCCCCUCCUCCAGAACCAGGCCUUCAGCAGCGCCUUCUCCGCAACCUGGUGACGUACCUCAGGAACAAGCAGGCAGCAGGGGUCAUCGGCUUGCCCCUCGGCGGCCCCAAAGAGAGAGAAAUGGGGGGCAUGCUGUACGCCUUCCCACCAUGUGACUUCUCACAACAGUAUCUCCAGACUGCUCUGAAAACUCUUGGCAAACUUGAGGAGGAACACCUGGUCAUCGUGGUUGUUAAAGACUCACCUUAACACUUCAAUUCCAACUCUCUAAGAACUUUCCACACAGAUUUUAUGCCUUUUAUGAUUUUAGGAUGGAUGUACCUUUUUAUUUUAAUACUUCCACACAGUCCACAUGAUCAUUCCCUUCUUAAAAUGUUUUGAAAUUGAAUAGCAUCCCAGAGAAGUUGUUUUAUAAACGUACAAAUGAGGGGUUUUUUUUCAUUAUUUCUCUCAGCUGUGUUCAAAAUUGUAUCCUACUUAAAAAUGUGUUUUAUAUAUUUGCAUGCACAAAGCAAUUUAACUGAAGCUUCCUUCCGGUGGCUCGCUAAAAUAGGUGCAAAACAUACUGGGCCUCAAACAGAAUGAAUUGGUGUAAAUUGUUUGUAAAUGCGUUUGUUUUGGAAUUGUAGCAUUCAAUUCACUCUAACAGUUUACGUAAAAAAAUGUUUAUGAAAUGUCAAUUUCUGUUGACCGGAAUUCAAGUAUGAUAUUUUGUUUGUGGCUUUUUACUCCGUAACGCAUUCAGUAACAGGUCUUCGCUCCCAUAUUACAUCCACUGUCUGUUUCACAACAAUCAGAUUAAGGCCCUAAAAUGAUUUUCAGAAAUGAAACGGUGCUUGACGAGGCAGCGUGUUCGGUUCAGAUGAGGCGUUUGUGUCAUAAUGUUGGCUUCUACCUCUUUAACCAUGUAACACAUCAGGUAUGUUUGACAAAAUGAAGACAGUCUUUGAGCCCAUUGCAUUUUUAUUGUAUGUUGUUUUAAAUAUGCACCUGCAGCACUAACAGAAAGGUCAUGUGACUAUACAUGUUACUUACUGAAUGAGUACUGUACUGAUCCAAACACACUAAUGUUUUAAACAUUACGAACACUACGGUUUAAGCUCGUGCUUGUUUGUACACAGUAACGUCUUUUUAAGCAUUAGUAGUGUUUCAUCUGCCCUCCACUGAAUGACUAUUUGCCAAGUCAUUUAAAGCAACACACAUCUAAAAGUGCUGUUAUGAGAGGUGUUUUUGUUUUUUUUUCUUUUUUUUCAUGUCAAGUGAUCUGAAUUUCAUAAUAAUGUAUAAACCUGAAACAAGUGUUAUUUUUAGAUUUUAGUUAAUAAUGAUGGGGUUUGAAGGUCCACCUGCCAACACUACAACAAUUUGCACUGAACAGUAAUUUUCCAUGGUUUAUUUUUAAUCAUAUUCUUUUGUUUUACAUCUCUUUUAACACUCCUUUUUGUAAUACUUUUAUAGGAAAGUCUUUUUUCUGUCUGUAUGCAAAACCUGUAUGAGUAUAAAAAAGUAAACAUUUCAUGUGCUUGUUUUUAAA